Messenger RNA from Anopheles merus, 509 nucleotides. RefSeq lists its product as uncharacterized. The record is from RefSeq and is a predicted model, not a curated record. The transcript has a single exon. Gene Ontology annotation, biological process: vacuolar proton-transporting V-type ATPase complex assembly. NCBI's taxonomy places the organism in Eukaryota, Metazoa, Arthropoda, Insecta, Diptera, Culicidae. The coding region runs from base 1 to 351 and encodes 116 amino acids. Gene Ontology annotation, cellular component: endoplasmic reticulum membrane.
AUGGAUAAGGAACCGAGCGCAGCGUCCGACCGGCAGGCGUACGACGAUAGUCCGGCAACACAGAACGAAUCUUCGUCGGCAUUGGGCUGGCUGCUGCUGUACAGUGUGGCCAUGUUUACGCUUCCCUUUGCGGCCUUCUACAGUACGCGGUACGCCCUGACGCACUAUCUGCACGUGGACGGGUUUGCCAAUACCUGCGGCUCGGUCGUGGCGGCGGUACUGGUCGUGAACGUGAUCAUCUUCCUGUACGCCGUGCGUGGAUAUGAAGAUGCGAAGGAUGACGAUAACAACCACGAGCCCACGACGGAGGAAGGCGACGAACGCAAGGAUGAAACUAAAAAGUCGAAGUAGAUAUUAGUGUACAUACACGGGGCCGUUAUUUUUAACACGGUGACAUCAUUCCAACCGGUUAGGGAGCAUUGAUUGAGGGCGUGUUUGAAUUGUGAGACGUUAUCGGUAGGCUGUAUAGAAUGUAGAAAGGAAUGUAAUAAACUUACUGUACGAAAGGA